CAUGUGCUGCAGACAUCCAACAUGGCAGCUCGGCGUGUGGACGUAAAUGAGCGCCGGCUUCGGCCAGUUUAUGACGCUCUGGAUCUCAUGAACAAUAAACAGGCCAUUCAACUUGCAGACAAGAUUUUGAAGAAACAGAAAGAUUUUCACUGUGCAAAGGCAUUGAAAGCAUUAGCACUUCUGAGGUCUGGUAGAGCUGCGGAAUGCAGUGCUCUAAUGAAUGAAAUCAUGAAUGCUAAGCCAGCAGACGAUUCAACUUUACAAGCCAUGACRAUCUGUUUUCGAGAGAUGCAGAAACGUAAGAACGAUGAUUGCGAAUUUCAUAUCAGUCUAAUGAAAUAUUUUUUCCCCUGCCUGGCAUUUCACUGCAAUGAUGAAAGAAUCUCAAAGUCAAUGCUGCUUCCUUUGGCAGAAAGAAUGGUGGAGAAGUUUAUCAAUGAAGGRAAAGUUAAUGCAGAAGCAGAAGUUCGUCUGUAUCUCAUCAUACUAGAAGCUCUUGAAAAAUAUGACAAAGCAAUAGAAGUUCUACAAGGACCUCUAGGAGGAAAGCUUGUAAGUUAUCCAUUAGAGUCUGAAGAAAAGCAAGCAGCAUAUUUUAUCAAAUUAAAUCGAUGGGCAGAAGCUAACAUUAUGUAUAAAGAAUUGAUUGAUAAAGUACCAGAUCAAUGGAGCUAUUACCAGGCCUACUUUGACUGUCUUGUUACAUUGAUUAGAGAAAACUGGCAGCCAACAGAGGAGUUUGAUGGAGAAAGAUUACCCGACUUUGAUAUUGUACACAUAGAAGGAUUAAUUUGGACUUUACAAGAAGAAGAAAAGGCAAAAGGAAGUCUGGCUUGUAGAGGACCAUUUUUAGCUCAGUUAGAAUUUGAAAAGCUCAUAAAAGAAGGCAUCUUUAAAGAUACGAGACCAGAUUCUGUUACAAUGUUCGACCUACUUGUUGACUAUUUUGAGAGAUUUGGAGCCAAGAGCUGUCUSUUCAAUGAUAUUUCACCAUAUGUUUACCUAGUAGAUCAGGACCAGAGAAGGCAGCUCCCUAAAGCACUAAAAGAAACACUUGUGGUUCCUUCUAAAGACGAAUCGAGGUCAUCCCAUAUAAAACAUUUGCAACGACAAUUAAACAUUGAACAGCUGUCAAGAUUUGUYGGAGAACACCAGCAGCUUUCAGUAGAGGACAAAAUUUCUCUUUCAAAAGAAUACAUGAAAUGUCACAAGGAUGGUCUUGAAUUAGGUAGUGAUUUGGAGAGUACAGAGCUUCAACAUAGUGAUGGUUUUGCAUUAUUAGCUGUGCAUUUAUUGUUAGAUAUCAACRAAGAAAAAGAAUCAGAUGCUAUGGURUGGCAUAUCUUCAUUUUCCUGGAGAGUAUCUUAAAGGCAAGUCCUUCAAACCACAAUGCCAAGCUUCUUCUAAUGAGGAUGUACAGCUUGAUGGGUGCUGCAAGACCGUCUCUUGCAUUGUUUGACUCUAUGGAAAUCAAGCACAUCCAGUUAGAUACUAUAGGGUAUAUUGUUAGUAGAUACUUGUUUUACCUUGGUCACUUUGAAGAAGCAAUUACUCUUUAUACGUCUACGCUGAAGUACUUUUUCGCCAAUCAAAAAGAUAGUCCUGAAUAUUUUAUUGCUGCUUACAAGUAUGGAUCUUUUGAAAAGAUCCCAGAAUUUGAACAAUUCAAGAAUAGACUCAAUUUUUCUGUCCAAUUCUCAACUGUAACGUAUGAAAAACUUAUGUUGGAAAUGUUACAGAAAACUACAAGCCUUACUGAAUCCCAAAAGUACUUUCAUGAAAAUAGUAUUAUAGAAAAAUGUCCAUUGACAAAAGGGUGGACUGCAGACUUAAAUGAUAAUAGAGAUCUUAGAAUUCUAUUGACCUGGGAUCCACCUGAAAAGUGUCCUUUAAGUCACAAAAAUUGUUUUCAACAGAUUUUUGGGAUCAGACUAAGGUGCCUUAUAAUGAGGGCUCUUGGCCAGGCAGUCAAUUUGGUGCCCACACAAGUAGUARUGAACAACUCUAAAACAGAUGACAAUAACAAUUUACUUGGAAAAACAACACAAGCAAUUGGAGAACUACUUGGUGAAAUUGAUAAACUUCCUGUUUUUUUUGAUAAGGUUCCAUUCUUGGGUCCCCCUCCAUCACAAAUGCAMAUAAUGAGGGAAGGUAAACACAUCCAAAUGGUUCUGGAAUCGUUGAACAUAUGUCAAUAUGCACAUGAUUUGCACCAAGGAACAGGAAACCAAGAAGAAUUGUGCAAGAAGAUUGUGGAAAUGGUACAGUUUAUUCAAAGUACUAUUAAAGAUAAUACAGAGAGUUGUCUUUCACAACUAACAGCAAAGAAUGGUGAGACGAGAAUGUUCAACGGUCGUGUUCUGGAACCGUUGGUUCAUCUCAUUGAGACCCUAAGUCACUUAAUUCUACUAGCAUCUGUGUCRUGCGCAUUGCUACACAAAAUAACCACUACAAAGAAAGCAAAGAAGGCUACAAGCUCACAUAUGGUGGAAUUAAAAAACUCCUACAAAAGUUUUAUUGAAGCACUCAAAUCAUCGACGACUGAAAUUCACAAUUCUCUGAGCGAGGUCCAAGUUACUGAAUUAUCAUCAGAACUCUUGGAAAUGAGUUUGAUAGAAAUGGACAGAGAGACUCAGUCGUCAGUGACAGCUGAAAUCUGGGAAAAGCUUCAAACCAGUUACACGAAUUCAAUUAAGCAAAUCAURGAACUUUUAACUCGAAAAUUAACCUUCGUCAAGACACUGCACCUUUGACAAUGGUCUUGUCGAAUUCAAAUACAAGCAAUAAUUCUAGAAGACACACACAUGUUGUAAAAUACAGAAAUGGGAAUAAUCACUAAAGCAGUGAACAACGAUUUGUAUUAAAAAAGUUAUACUGUUG
Molecule: messenger RNA, 2881 nt
Organism: Exaiptasia diaphana
Lineage: Eukaryota; Metazoa; Cnidaria; Anthozoa; Actiniaria; Aiptasiidae
Product: N-alpha-acetyltransferase 25, NatB auxiliary subunit
Exons: 27
Coding region: 22-2754 (910 amino acids)
Biological process (GO): N-terminal peptidyl-methionine acetylation
Cellular component (GO): NatB complex; cytoplasm
Molecular function (GO): protein binding; protein-N-terminal amino-acid acetyltransferase activity
Source: RefSeq, a predicted model, not a curated record